AUGAAGAAAAAUAAACUACUUGGAGGAAAUUGGAAGAUGAACCCAUCACUAAAGACCUUAGAGAUAGCCAAGAACUUCCGGCAGAACUUCUUUUCAGGUAACGAUACAUUUAUUGCCGUACCUUUUCCUUAUAUUUAUUUUGCAAAGAAAAUGUUUCCUGAAUAUAUAAAGGUUGGAGCACAAGAUUGUAGUCAGUUUGAGGGAGGCCCAUAUACGGGGGAAGUCUCUGCUUCAAUGAUAAAAGAAAUGGGAGCUGAAUAUGUAAUAAUUGGACACUCCGAGAGACGUAGAUGGUUUGGAGAGACAUCUGAAGUUAUAGCAAAGAAGAUCAGAAAUGCCCGAAGCCAAGGACUGAAAGUUAUUCUAUGCAUAGGAGAGGAAGAAAAGUGCAGAAAACAAGGAAAAUAUUUGGAUGUGAUAAAAGAUCAACUCCUUUCGUUAGGAGAGGAUGUCAAGGGAGAUGGAAUUGAUAUUGCAUAUGAACCUGUAUGGGCCAUAGGAACAGGGAAAAUUCCUACAAAUGACCAAAUUAGGGAAGUAGUUUCCAAUGUUAAGAAGUGGGGAGAAAGCGUGGGUUUCGAAGGGCGUGUAAUAUAUGGAGGUUCGGUUUCAAUGUUGAAUUGCCAGUCCGUUCUUGAUGUUGAGGAGGUCGAUGGGUUUUUGGUUGGGGGAACUUCAUUGAAGAUGGACUUCUGCAUGAUAUCUAGCGAAAUGGGUACAAAAAGAUGA
Molecule: messenger RNA, 729 nt
Organism: Encephalitozoon intestinalis ATCC 50506
Lineage: Eukaryota; Fungi; Microsporidia; Unikaryonidae
Product: triosephosphate isomerase
Exons: 1
Coding region: 1-729 (242 amino acids)
Biological process (GO): glycerol catabolic process; glyceraldehyde-3-phosphate biosynthetic process; gluconeogenesis
Cellular component (GO): cytosol
Molecular function (GO): triose-phosphate isomerase activity
Source: RefSeq, a predicted model, not a curated record